Caenorhabditis briggsae is the source of this 351-nucleotide messenger RNA. Lineage: Eukaryota; Metazoa; Nematoda; Chromadorea; Rhabditida; Rhabditidae. The transcript is spliced from 2 exons. The coding region runs from base 1 to 351 and encodes 116 amino acids. The record is from RefSeq and is a predicted model, not a curated record.
AUGGACGAGUUUCUGGAUAACGUCGACCUGAAAGAGGUUCGACGGAAGAUUUACGUAUUUUGUCACUUGUUCAUUUUGGGAUGGACUAUUUGCCACGUCUGGGCCAGUUAUCAAGUCUUUGGAGUUAUUCUUUUUGCAGUGGUCCUGGUGAUAAUGCUAGUUGGCCUGGAAAUCCUGUACAACGCUUUGGGUGAAAUGCAAGAAAAAAUCCAAAGACUGGAGAAAGACGUCGGGGAAUUACACGACGCUCAAAUGGCACCAGAAUACGAUGAAGAAGAGGAAAUCAGGGAGAGAGAAAUGGAGAGAGCCGUGCGGAUUUUGAGAAACGUUGCGAGAAUGCGAAGUGUUUAG